Cynoglossus semilaevis (tongue sole) is the source of this 1275-nucleotide messenger RNA. It is a transcript of the gene mpl, whose product is annotated as MPL proto-oncogene, thrombopoietin receptor. Gene Ontology annotation, molecular function: cytokine receptor activity; protein binding. NCBI's taxonomy places the organism in Eukaryota, Metazoa, Chordata, Actinopteri, Pleuronectiformes, Cynoglossidae. Gene Ontology annotation, biological process: cytokine-mediated signaling pathway. The transcript has 10 exons. The annotation marks the transcript as partial. The record is from RefSeq and is a predicted model, not a curated record. Gene Ontology annotation, cellular component: external side of plasma membrane.
ACAGUGUUUGUGGUUUUUACACAAAGUAAGGAUCUAACUGUCAGUCGUGUGUCAAAGCAAGAUGUAAUGCUCCUAAAGGAGGAGCAGGAGCCUAAAUGUUUCACCCGAACAGGAUCUGAUUUCACCUGUUUUUUUGAGUCUGCAGACAACAGGUCGUACGAUUUUUUCUACAGAAUAAACAGUAUGAAGAAUAGAUGUGACACGUUUGUCCGGGGAACAGAAAAAGGAACUUUCCUCUACAUUUGCCUUUUCCCAGCAACGGACGUUUUCUUGUUCGUAGAAACUCACCUUGAAGUUGUAGAUGUCGGUACAAACAGCAGCCUCUACAGUCGCAACGUGUCAGUGGAGGAUCACUUUCUUUUAAAUCCUCCCACCAAUGUGUCCCUGCACCAACAUGAUGGCGUGGGGCAGCUGAUGGUGUCAUGGCACGCAGAUGUCCCAACGUACUGUGGAGAUGUGAUGUACAGGGUUAGAUAUUCUUCGAAAAGCCUUGGAGUAAAGACAGUGGAGGUGAAUAAUUAUAAAAAUAACAGAGUAGUGUUAGACUCUCUGGUACCAGGGGAAGAGACUGAAGUCCAGCUCACUGUUAAAUGUUUCUCCAGUCCUGGUUUGGGACACUGGAGCAGCUGGUCACAUCCUGGGCAGGCCAUGGUUCCACAGAGUGCAGAUGACAAUUCACUGGUGUGCUACACUCCUGACUUGCAAAAUGUCACCUGUCAGUGGAACAGCAGCAGAAACAAAGCAGAAAAGAACUACAAUCUCUACUACAAGAAGGGUCACAGUAAAGAAUGGGUCCAGUGUCCAGGUGAUGAGAACUGCACUGAUGUAUGUCAGUUCCAUGGAGAUGACUCCAAAAAGCUGAAGGUCAAACUCAGCAGCUCAGCUCCACAGAGCAGAACCUUCUUCACUGAGGAGUUCACACUCAACCAAACCAUUAAAACCUCAGCUCCAGGUUCUCUGAGAGGAUCAGUGCAGAAGGAGAACCUGUGUUUGAAAUGGGAAGCGCCUCUUCCAGCUUUGACAGAUCAUUUACAGUAUGAAGUGGUCUUCCAGACCAGACGAGAUGACACAUGGAGGAUGGUUUUCCUACAAGGACCAGACACUGGCACCUGUGUUGAGGUUCCCCCAGGGAGUCAGUACCGUGUAAAGGUCCGAGCUAAACCCAGUGGCUACACGUACUCUGGCUUCUGGAGUGACUGGUCAGAUGAACUCACUGGUCACACUCCAACUGACACAGGCUUGUAUCUCAUCCUGUGUGUCCCUGUCUUCCUGCUG